Caenorhabditis briggsae is the source of this 1044-nucleotide messenger RNA. It is a transcript of the gene Cbr-str-140, whose product is annotated as Protein CBR-STR-140. Gene Ontology annotation, biological process: olfactory behavior; G protein-coupled receptor signaling pathway. The record is from RefSeq and is a predicted model, not a curated record. NCBI's taxonomy places the organism in Eukaryota, Metazoa, Nematoda, Chromadorea, Rhabditida, Rhabditidae. Gene Ontology annotation, molecular function: G protein-coupled olfactory receptor activity. The transcript has 5 exons. Bases 1 to 1044 code for a protein of 347 amino acids.
AUGCAUAGCUUGCUUCACAUCGUUCAGUAUUCUGGUAUCGGAUUUGCUCAGGUGACGAAUCUCGUCAUGUUGAUUUUAAUCUAUAACAAAGCUAAAGGAUUGUUCGGAAGCUACCGAUAUCUCAUGACAGUGUUCACAGCCUAUUCUAUCGUUUACACCUGGAUCGAGAUGAUAGCACUUCCCCUCAUGUACGUCCAUGGAUCCAUGUUCAUAAUGCUCGUCGAUAGUUUUCUUCGCUACGAGAAACUCAUCGGCUUAUACGUCCUCAGCCUCUAUUGUGCCUCUUUCGCACUGUGCAUAUCUCUCCUAGCAACCCAAUUCUACUAUCGAUACGUCGCAGUUUGUCAGCCUCAUAAUCUUGGAAAAUUGAAUGGGUUUAGACUACGUCUUCUCUUCGUCCCUUGUAUAUUGUUUUUCAUUGCUUGGUUUUGUCUAGUUUUCUUUGCAAUGAAGGGUACCGAAGAAAAAGUUGAAUAUGCCAGGAAAAUUAUUCUGGAAGUUUACGAAGAAGACACUUCUAAAAUAGCAUUCAUUGCUCUUCAAUUCUGGGAUACAGACUCGGAUGGGAGCAAAACUUUCCGAGUGUCGGAUUGGUUGAGCUACUCAGGAUUCUUGUCGAUAAUUGGAUCCUGUUUUUCCGCUAUUUUGUUUUGCGCAAUAAAAAUAUAUUUCAAACUGCAGUGCUCCCAAAACGUUAUGAGCUGGAAAACUCGGGAACUACACAGACAGCUACUCAAAACUUUGAUUUUUCAGACCGCUCUUCCAUUCUUCACAAUGUACAGUGUUGUAGGUACUAUCCUAAGUCUUCCCAUUUUUGAAAUUGAUAUUGGGUUGACAGCCAACUUUCCCGGAUCUGCUGCAUGUGUAUAUCCAGCACUGGAACCACUGAUUGCCAUGUAUUUUGUGAAGGAUUUCAAGAAUGCUCUCAAAUGUAAUCGUGGAAUUAGAAGAAUUUUUCUGAAAGAAUUAGUAUUUCAGGUAAAUCUAAAGUUGAAGUCGCAGUGGCCAACAUCGAGAUGCAAAAACCUCCAUAUAACUCUGUAA